Kogia breviceps (pygmy sperm whale) is the source of this 2118-nucleotide messenger RNA. It is a transcript of the gene ACP2, whose product is annotated as acid phosphatase 2, lysosomal. Gene Ontology annotation, molecular function: acid phosphatase activity. The record is from RefSeq and is a predicted model, not a curated record. Gene Ontology annotation, cellular component: lysosome. NCBI's taxonomy places the organism in Eukaryota, Metazoa, Chordata, Mammalia, Artiodactyla, Physeteridae. Gene Ontology annotation, biological process: lysosome organization; dephosphorylation.
GCGGGUUCCAGCCUCUUUGCUGCACAGACUACAGCGGUGAUGGCGGGCAGACGGUUCGGCUGGAGCCGGGUGGCUCUUCUCCAGCUCUUCCUUGGUGUGAACCUGAUGAUGAUGCCACCUACCGAGGCCCGGCGUCUGCGUUUCGUUACGUUGCUGUACCGACAUGGAGACCGUUCGCCAGUGAAGACAUACCCCAAGGACCCCUAUCAGGAAGACGAAUGGCCCCAGGGAUUUGGUCAGCUAACCAAGGAGGGGAUGCUACAGCACUGGGAGCUGGGCCAGGCUCUGCGACAGCGCUACCAUGACUUCCUCAACACCUCUUACCACCGGCAAGAGGUUUAUGUGCGAAGCACAGACUUUGACCGGACUCUCAUGAGUGCUGAGGCCAACCUGGCUGGACUCUUCCCUCCCGACGGGAUGCAGCGCUUUAACCCAAACAUCUCUUGGCAGCCUAUCCCCAUCCACACUGUGCCCAUUGCCGAGGACAGGCUGCUGAAGUUCCCAUUGGGCCCAUGCCCCCGUUUUGAACAGCUGCAGAACGAGACCCGGCGGACCCCGGAGUAUCAGAAUGAGAGUAUUCAGAAUGCGCAAUUUCUGGAUAUGGUGGCCAACGCGACAGGGCUUGCAGACCUGACACUGGAGACCGUCUGGAAUGUCUACGACACACUUUUCUGUGAGCAGGCACACGGGCUGGUCCUGCCGCCCUGGGCCUCGCCCCAAACCAUGAAGCGUCUGAGCCGGCUAAAGGACUUCAGCUUCCGCUUCCUCUUCGGGAUCUACGAGCAGGCAGAGAAGGCCCGGCUGCAGGGGGGAGUCCUGCUGGCUCAGAUACGGAGGAACCUGACCCUGAUGGCGACCACCUCCCGGCUCCCCAAGCUGCUGGUCUACUCUGCGCACGAUACCACCCUGGUGGCUCUGCAGAUGGCGCUGGAUGUCUACAAUGGUAAACAAGCCCCCUACGCGUCCUGCCACAUAUUUGAACUAUACCAGGAAGAUAGCGGGAAUUUCUCAGUGGAAAUGUACUUUCGGAACGAGAGUACCAAGGCCCCCUGGCCGCUGAUCCUGCCUGGCUGCCCUCACCACUGCCCGCUGCAGGACUUCCUCCGCCUCACGGAGCCCGUUGUGCCCAAGGACUGGGAGCAGGAGUGCCGGCUGGCAAGCGGUCCUGCAGACACAGAGGUGAUCGUGGCCUUGGCUGUAUGUGGCUCCAUCCUCUUCCUUCUCAUAGUGCUGCUCCUCACCGUCCUCUUCCGGAUGCAGGCCCAGCCUCCCGGCUACCGCCACGUCCCAGACGGGGAGGAUCAUGCCUGACAACCACUCAGCCCCCUUCCCUCUACCUCCUAGGGGAGGUGGGCUGGGCCCUGCUCCUGACUGUUGCUGCUCCCCAGCCCAUGGACAGGAGGCCCUGGGUUGGGCCUCCCUCUAAUCACCCCAACCUAGACGAACAAGUGGGGCUCAGCUUGGCCCGUGGCACCUGUCACUCAGCAUCCACGUGUCUGAUGUUAACCAAGUACUGUGUUGGACGCUGGCUUUCUCCAAACGGGAUUUGCCUCCUCCAUGCUCCCUUCUAAGGACCUGAAAUGUAGACAAGUAGUCACGUUUCACUCAGGACCUAGGACAAAGACUGAAGGGGUUGCUGCUUGAUCUGCUUUGCCUCUCCAUCAAGCCCUGCUCACUCUCUCUACCAACCCAGAGUCUCUGGCAAAUGGCCCAGAGGACACAGUCUUGCCUCUCAGUGCUUAUUUUAGUGGGAAAAACUGCACAACGCUGGCCACCAAGGAACCAGAUCACCCAAGAGCCAGCCAGCGAAGUUUUCCUUUGUCCAGCUGAGGCCAUCAUUAACUGGAGCCAGACACAAUGCUUCCAGCAUCUUUGUCACCCCUGCACCUUGAGCAGGUUGGAAGGAUGUUGUGUACCUGGGAGGGAGUCGGGGAGGUGUGUGGGGGGUGAGCUGUGGUACAGAAUCAUGAAACUACUAUCCCUCUCAUCUAGGCUGGGAUCUCCUGGGAUCUGCCAGGGAUCUCCAGCUGGCAUGUUGUGAGCUGAACAGCUCCUGACUGUGGUCCAGAAUAGGGCUGAGACAGCUUCCAGAGAAUGAAGGUUUUUGGACUCUUAGUG